AUGAAGAGAGAGUAUUUUGUCAAUGGCAAGCCCAGUGUCACACAGAUCGUGGUGGCCUCUUCCGUUGGGUUGGUAAUUGCUGCAGCAAUCCAUUAUCGCCUAAAAUGUUUGAGAGAUGGAAAGAUCAUCCCACGUUUGAGAUUAUCAAAGGCUGGCGAAACUCCAAAGCUUGAGAGAUUCUCUCAUUACGUAGCUAGGCAAAUGGGGUUCAAAGAUAGAAAGAACUGUCCUAACUUAUGUAAAUUGGCUUCUGAAUACAUAAGAAAAUCUGAGGGAUGUGAAGAUGAUAUCUAUGCUUUCUUUGAACAUGAACAAAAUGCAGAUUCACUUUUUGUCAAACUUGUGGAGGAGUUUGAGAGAUGCAUUCUUAGUUACUUUGCUUUCCAUUGGAGUCUUGGCGAUUUAUUGAUAAGUCAGGUCUUGAGCUCUGACACUGAGCCAAAAAAGAAGUUCAAGCACAUGGUUAUGGCAGCAACUAGGGAUCAAAGGGUUGAAAGGGUAACAAAGAAUUUGAAGGUGGCUAGAGUUUUCAAUACAUUAGUAGAAGAGAUGAAAGCAAUGGGACUUGUAUCAAAUGAUGACAAUCGAUGCACGGAGGUUAUGGCACCGGUGGCUCACAGUGAUAGGAGUCCUGUGCUCCUUUUCAUGGGUGGUGGUAUGGGAGCUGGCAAGAGCACUGUGCUUAAAGACAUUCUCAAAGAGCCUUUCUGGGUAGGAGCAGCUAGCAAUGCUGUUGUCAUUGAGGCAGAUGCAUUUAAAGAAUCAGAUGUUAUCUAUAGGGCCCUUAGCUCAAGAGGACAACAUCAUGACAUGAUUAAGAUGGCUGAAUUGGUACACCAAUCGUCAACAGAUGCGGCCUCAUCACUCCUAGUAACGGCACUAAAUGAAGGACGAGACGUGAUUAUGGAUGGAACAUUUUCUUGGGUACCAUUUGUUGUGCAAACAAUAACAAUGGCUAGGAAUGUCCACCGCCGCCGUUACCGAAUGGGAGCUGGCUACAAGGUGAAUGAUGAUGGAACUGUAACAGAGAAUUACUGGGAACGAAUUGAAAAUGAAGAACCUGAAGAAGUUGGAGGAAAAAAGAGGAAACCAUAUAGGUUAGAGCUUGUCGGAGUAGUAUGUGAUGCUUACCUUGCAGUCAUCAGAGGCAUAAGGAGAGCUAUCAUGUGCAGAAGAGCAGUAAGAGUGAAGUCACAAUUGAAAUCACACAGAAGAUUUGCAGAUGCAUUUAUGACUUAUUGUCAGCUAGUAGAUAAUGCAAGGCUAUACAGCACAAAUGCUUUAGAAGGCCCCCCCAAAUUGAUAGGAUGGAAAGAAAGAGACAAGACAUUGCUAGUUGAUCCAGAUGAAAUUGAUUGUUUGAAGAGAGUUGCUAGGUUGAAUGAAGAUGCUGACUCCAUAUAUGAACUUUACAAGCACCCUAAUCCAACUUGUGAAGCAGGAUCUAUAUGGAAAGACAUUGUAUUAUCCCCUUCAAGGUUGAACAUUCAACAAGAGCUCAAGUGUGCAAUUCAAAAGGUUGAGAUAUUUGCAAUGCAAAAUCCUAACUUGUUGAUGGACAAGUGA
This is a messenger RNA of Trifolium pratense (red clover), 1566 nucleotides long. Its product is annotated as calmodulin calcium-dependent NAD kinase-like. Bases 1 to 1566 code for a protein of 521 amino acids. The transcript is spliced from 9 exons. The record is from RefSeq and is a predicted model, not a curated record. Gene Ontology annotation, molecular function: kinase activity; ATP binding. NCBI's taxonomy places the organism in Eukaryota, Viridiplantae, Streptophyta, Magnoliopsida, Fabales, Fabaceae.